Messenger RNA from Akanthomyces muscarius, 1152 nucleotides. RefSeq lists its product as uncharacterized. The coding region runs from base 1 to 1152 and encodes 383 amino acids. Lineage: Eukaryota; Fungi; Ascomycota; Sordariomycetes; Hypocreales; Cordycipitaceae. The record is from RefSeq and is a predicted model, not a curated record. The transcript has 5 exons.
AUGACAAGUACGGCUUCUUUUCAUCAUGCAUUCUGCCUGUUUCAUCAUAACCUGCACAUUUCAUGUUUACGAGAAGUUAUGCUGAGCUUCGUGGUCGCGUGCGCUGCGGCUGCGCUGCUGUGGCUGUCUUAUACACUGAUUCGCACAAGACGCGUGAUACAGGCCCCGGAACUGACCAGGCAUGGAAAAGGGAAUGAUGACUAUAGACCGAAAAUCACGCCACUGGAAGGCCUGGUAUGGGAGAAUGAAAAGCCCAAGCAGCUGAGGCCGUUCAAGCCAACCUACCACAUCACCAUGGCUCUGAAAGCCGACACCCCGCAGGAGCUCAUCACCAUCGACAGCGACUACCUGUCCCGCGUCACCCUCCGCCGCGCGCUCAUCGCCCAGCACGGCGCCACCGUCCACGGCUGCACGCCCCACGGCCGCGCCGCCGUCGCCGAGCUCUACACCUACCUACUCUCUUCCUACCUGCCCGCCCGCUACCCGUCCCUCUUCCAGCUCGCGCCGUCCUCGCGCGCGCUGCGCAACCUGGCCACGGGCGCGACGCACCCAACAGCACCGCCGGCGGACGCCGAGGCGGCGCUGCGGAUCCUCGGCGAGACGGUCGAGGAGGACAUGUUUCUGCUGCGCGAGACGCCCCGCGGGCACGAGUCGACGGCGUUUGCGUGCUGCUUCCCCUCGGGUUUCGACCCGAGCGAGAAGCUGGGCCGGCUGCUGAGCGAGAUCCACGGGCCCGUGCCGGGCUACGACAGGAUCGCCGCGAGCAUGGAGCGCUUCUUUGGCAAGCUAGAGGUGGGCAGGAGCGUGAAGCGAAUGAAUUGGUCUGUCCAGACGCACGACCAGCUCUUCAACUGCAAGGGCAACCACAUUCUCGCCGACGACGACUCGUACACGCCCGACGAACAAGUCGACAUCUCCAAGACCUUUGUCCGCGUCGAGCUCCAGACCCUCACGCGCCUCCCCGAGACGCGCGCCAUCCUCUUCUCCUUCAAGACGUACAUGUACCCCGUGCGGCAGCUCAAGGACGAGGGCGGCGGGCCCGCGUUUGCCGACGCCGUCGACGGCCUCGCGGACGGCAACGCGCCGGGGAUGCGCAUCUACAAGGGCAGCGUGCGCUGGGGCAAGGCCGUCUGCGCCUACCUGCGCUCCUAA